UACAAGAGGAAAUGGGAGUCGAACAAGUCUUUCGACUCUUUCCGGAGCACUACUUAACGAAAAUGAAAGAGAGAGAGAAGAGGCGCUCAUAAUGGACAACAAGAAAAAGAAUGGUUUCGUCACCGUAAACCAUAGGGUCGAAGCAGAUUACCCACACGCUUUGUUGGUGAUGAGAGAUUUGGGCAAACUUCACGCCUUGUCGUAUGCGAUGAAGGAUCAUAAACCGAGUACCUUCAAGUAUUUACAGGGCAACUUACAAGAAACAUUUUUCAAUAGCGAUUUUUUUAAAUCCGUGCUUGAAAUGAUACCCGUGUUAGCAGACAAGGUGCUAAAGUCCUACAAUCCAGAAACAGAAACUUUUAAAAGUGCAAUCGAAAACGCUGCCCAAACUUUUAGAGGCUUGUUGGACGUUGAGCGAUAUGGAGAAUAUGCCGUAAUUAACCAUGGAGACCCCGAAAUGAGAAAUUAUCUUUUUAGAUACGGGGAUACAACACGUCCAUCUGAACCCACAGAAUUAUGCAUGGUCGACUAGCAACUCACACACGUAGGAUCACCGGCUUUGGACAUACAUUUCUUUAUUUUUGUCUGUACCAAUCAGGAACUUAGAAAUAA
This is a messenger RNA of Photinus pyralis (common eastern firefly), 612 nucleotides long. RefSeq lists its product as uncharacterized. NCBI's taxonomy places the organism in Eukaryota, Metazoa, Arthropoda, Insecta, Coleoptera, Lampyridae. The transcript is spliced from 2 exons. The record is from RefSeq and is a predicted model, not a curated record. Bases 92 to 532 code for a protein of 146 amino acids.